CAUAUUCCGGAAAACCCGUCCGUCUUGUUUGCUUGGUUUUACAUUUACUCUUUCGAUUAUCUUUUCUGGUUAUGAGGUUGACCUUAAGGCCAACAGAAAUGCUGAACUAUAAGUUAUGAAUCUUUUGUCAUGUUGCCCAAAGGGUUCUCUGCAUUCCUGUACAAGAACAUCAUGUAGAGUAUUGGCUAUAAGGUACAACUCAUCCGCCCAAUCAAAAACACAUUAUCAAACACUGGGGGUGCCACGCACGGCCAGUGUAAAAGAGAUCAAAGCUGCAUACAUAGAAUUAUGUAAAAAGCAUCAUCCUGAUGCUAAUCCAAAUGAUCCACAAGCUCAACAAAGAUUUGUGAAACUUCAAGAAGCUUAUAAUGUACUAAGUAGCCCUGUAGAAAGAGCAUGCUAUGAUGUGAAGAUUAACAGGGCCUCACAUAAGACUCCAAACUAUGGAUCAGCUAGAUCUUCCGACGCUGACUUCAUUAGAAAAUACUACCAGGAAAAAGCCAGAGAACAUCAAAGACAAAAAGAUAUGGAGGACUGGAGAUAUCGAACUGGAAAGUAUAGAGAUAAUGAGAUGGAUGAAGCAUUACGAAAAGAGAAUGAACGACAACGCCAGGCCUUUCAAAAUAUAUUUCAGUCUGGAGCUGGUAGAAAUCUGAGAAAUGAUCGGUAUUGGAGUGGACGGUAUCAGUAUCAUUAUUAUCACUCCAGUCACCCCGUUGGAAUAUUAAGGCGGAUGAUGUUCUAUCUUAUACUUUGGACAUGUUUGUUUUCUUUGAUUGGAACUCGUCAUUGAUCUCCCUGGCUAAAACGAAUACAAGGUACUUACCUUACCUCUUUAUAGAUGAAGAGAAUCAAAGUGGGAGAAAUGAUCAUGUAUAGUGAUUAUUUAAAUUUUACAUUUAUGAUGUUUGUAACGUGAAUUAUUGGAUUUCAAAAGAGCGAACUGUGAACUCUUAAAUUUGACACAUUCUUUGUGUGGACUGACACUAUAAUUUUAACGUACAAUGACUGAACUGUUAAAGUUUUAAUAAAAUGGCUUUUGAAAAAUA
Magallana angulata is the source of this 1049-nucleotide messenger RNA. RefSeq lists its product as uncharacterized. Lineage: Eukaryota; Metazoa; Mollusca; Bivalvia; Ostreida; Ostreidae. The record is from RefSeq and is a predicted model, not a curated record. The transcript is spliced from 7 exons. Bases 116 to 793 code for a protein of 225 amino acids.